GCCCGUUUAGCAUGUAAGACGCCGUGGCUAUGCAUUCUGGAGCUUCGAGCCACAAUGAGUUUGGAGCGGCCCAAAUCACGCAAUCUCCGAAACUGAGACCAGAGCUUCGAACUGCAAUCGUGAUGGAGCGGCCAAAGCACGUCAUCAGAACUUACAUAAAUUACAAGGCGUAUACUCCUUUUCCCACCAGCCCAUGGCCACCGACGAGCGUUCUAUUUCCAGUCGCGGCAAGGAGGAGGAGGCGACUGAAGAUGUGUACAACGAGAGUACUAUUGACCCGAUAUAUCAACGCAAGGCCCAUAUUCUCAACGAUGCGAUUCAGGGUAUUGGAAUGGGAAAAUACCAGUGGGCUCUGUUCGUCGUGACUGGAUUUGGCUGGCUCGCGGACAAUCUAUGGCCGAUCGUAACCGGGCUCAUCCUGCCAGCGGUCGUACAAGAGUUCGAGUUUCAAGGGCCGUUCCUCAAGCUCGGACAGAAUAUCGGUCUUCUUGUCGGCGCAGUGUUCUGGGGCGUAGGUUCGGAUAUUUGGGGACGCAGAAUUUCCUUCAAUAUAACCUUGCUUAUCACAGGUGUCUUUGCACUUGCAGCGGGGGGUUCACCAAAUUACAUCGCCUUGUCGUCAUUUGCUGCAGUAUGGUCCAUUGGCGUUGGAGGUAAUCUCCCUGUCGAUUCCGCCAUAUUCUUGGAAUUUCUUCCAAAGUCUCAUCAGUAUCUCCUUACCGUCCUUUCCAUAUGGUGGGCGUUUGGUCAGCUGCUCGGAAGCUUGGUCGCCUGGCCUCUGAUCGGUAACUAUUCUUGCGACACGAACCAAGUCCCCUGUCCGCACUCCGCAAACCAAGGAUGGCGCUAUUUCCUAUUCGCGAUGGGAGGAUUGAUGAUGUUGCUUUGGGGAGUCCGAUUUUUCGUCUUCAAGCUUUACGAAAGUCCCAAGUACCUAAUGGGCCGGGGAAGAGACGCCGAGGCUGUGGAGGCUGUGCAUAAGGUCGCCAGGUAUAACGGGAAAGAAAGCAAUUUGACGAUUGAAGAUCUGAGAAAGGCGGGCGAUGAGAAGGAGAAUCCAGAUGUGGAGCCGGUGGUUAUGGAUACUUCUGUGAAAGCAGCUGUUCGGAGGAACUUGAGUGAGCUCAGCGGGGAUCAUGUUCGCCCGUUAUUUGCCAAUGCGAAAUUGGCCUGGUCGACUAGUCUGAUCAUUACCUUGUGGGCACUAAUUGGACUUGCCUUUCCCCUGUAUAACGCCUUUGUGACUUACUAUUUGUCCACCCGAGGCGCCGAUUUCGGUGAUGGCUCCGUGUACAUCACCUAUCGCAACGCAAGUACCCCCUUUCCCUUCUCCCUCGGUUCUUUACAAACAAUCUUAAGCGUCAUCGGAGUACCUGGGGCACUGCUGGCGGGAUACCUCGUCGAUCUCCCCCUUCUAGGCCGUCGUGGUACACUGGCAAUAUCAACAGUCCUCACUGGGGUGUUCAUCCUCGCGUCGACCACUGCACGGACCUCUGAUGCCCUGCUCGGCUGGAACUGCGCGUAUAGUUUCACGAGUAACGUCAUGUAUGGCGUCCUGUAUGCCCUCACGCCCGAGCUGUUCCCCACCAAAGAUCGCGGGACGGGGAACGCGCUCGCCGCUGCGGCCAAUAGGGUCUUUGGCGUGAUGGCCCCGAUAAUCGCUUUGUAUGGGAACUUGACGACGUCGGUGCCGAUGUUUGUUUCGGGGGCGCUGUUUUUGGUGGCGGGGGCGAUAUCGCUGCUGUUGCCGUUUGAGUCGAGGGGAAGGGCCGCCCUGUAAGCUAGGCGUACGAGGUAUUCUUGCU
Messenger RNA from Guyanagaster necrorhizus, 1805 nucleotides. Its product is annotated as MFS general substrate transporter. NCBI's taxonomy places the organism in Eukaryota, Fungi, Basidiomycota, Agaricomycetes, Agaricales, Physalacriaceae. Gene Ontology annotation, molecular function: transmembrane transporter activity. The transcript is spliced from 13 exons. Gene Ontology annotation, biological process: transmembrane transport. Bases 194 to 1780 code for a protein of 528 amino acids. Gene Ontology annotation, cellular component: membrane. The record is from RefSeq and is a predicted model, not a curated record.